GAUAAAGAAUAAAAACAACGAUUAUUCCAAUUUCCGACAUCCAAGCAGAGCAGAUAGAGAAAACAAAAGGUUAAGUGAAGAUGGGAGCAGAGCAAGCACUGAAGAGAAUUCCACGCAUUAAGUUUCCUCAAAGACACCCAAAACCCUCGCCUUCAGGUUCAAUCUCUGAAAUACAAGCAACACGCAAAGAUGGAGGUGUCAUUGGUAACUUCAUUGCAAGGUCAAGGUUGAGCUCAGAUGUUCCUGCUCCGCCCAGCAACACUGCUGUAGGAGGAAAAGCAUCUCUUUUGCCAAAACGUACUCCUGUCUCUGAGAGGGAAAUCGAGGCUAUUCUGUUAGGCGGCUGCUUCUGAAUUUUCAGCUGUCAAAGCUAGCUUUCCCGAAGCUCGAAAUAAAAUUUCUGAUCUGUUAUAUUUCUCCCAUCUUAGUUCUCUGAUAUGUAAAGAACUGUUUACUGAAGUUUAAAAAGCACAAAAGAAUCAAAAUUGGUCUUAAAAAACCAUUGUGGGAUGAGACUUCAUUCUCAGUGAAAUAAUAUGUUGAAACUCUUUUUCUA
Gossypium arboreum is the source of this 556-nucleotide messenger RNA. RefSeq lists its product as uncharacterized. The record is from RefSeq and is a predicted model, not a curated record. The transcript is spliced from 3 exons. NCBI's taxonomy places the organism in Eukaryota, Viridiplantae, Streptophyta, Magnoliopsida, Malvales, Malvaceae. The coding region runs from base 81 to 353 and encodes 90 amino acids.